AGGUUGCUUGCAGGGAAGGUGCUGUCCACACACUCGUCAGGCCAGCGGCUAACCCGGCGGUUCCCCGCAGCCUGUGCGAUUGGUCUCUAGUCCGCCCACUUGGGCCCUAGUCAGGUGUCCACUCAUAAAUAAAGGAUCAACAUCCGGGCAACUCCUAACUGACAGCAACCACCAAACGCAGAAAAAGCCCCGGGUUCCCAGCAACCGCCGGCGCCGACGGCCACGCCUGAUUGGAGGGCAGCAUGAACUGCAGAGAGCGAUUGGCGCGCGGUGUCACAAAGGGGCGGGGCGCGGCCGCGGAGCGUUGCUCGCCAGUGCCGGCUGCAGCGUCCCUCGCGGGGCCGCGCCUCUAUGUAGGCCUGCGGGCGGGCGAGUGAGCGAGCGGACCAGACAGCCUGUGAGGGCGAGCAGGCCAGAUGGGGAGGGCGCCCGGGACUGCGGGCCGCUAAGCGGGGCCACGUUGCCAUCGCGGGCCAGAGAGGAGCGCAGGCCUCUGGGCGCCGGGCAACCGGACCGCGCCCCCUCCGCCGCCUCUUGCUGCGCUUGCUGUUGUUGCUCCGAGACCGCCGUGGCGGGCGGUCUUCGCCGAAGACUCAGCCUCCACUUUUAGCCCCCGCCCCGCGAGCGCGACGCGGGGCGUCCAGACUCGGCAGACGGGAGCUGCUCUCUGAGUCGCGAAUUCUGACUUGGACCCUGAUUGCUGUCCUCCAGAUCAGGCCCCUGUGUAUGCGGAGCUGGAAUUUCUCUUGGAGGAGCACGGGCUGCGCAGGUACAAAACUCAAAACAUGAACAACAAUACAUAUUACCAAUGUUCAAAGCUGAUUUGGCUAGAACUGGAAUACAGUUGCCUACAACAUAUUCCAGAGGAAUUAGAAAAGUCAAAGUAAUGGAUAACAGAAAAGAUCCUCCAUUCUUCAAUGAAGAUAACGUGGGACCAUUUUAUUACAAACUUCCUUUUUAUGAUACCAUGGAGCUCUUCAUUGAAACAUUGACUGGAACAUGUUUUGAGCUGAGAGUUUCACCCUUUGAAGCUGUAAUUUCUGUGAAAGCAAAAAUUCAAAGAUUGGAAGGUAUUCCCGUCUGUCAGCAGCACUUAAUUUGGAAUAACAUGGAACUUGAAGAUGAUUAUUGCUUGAAUGAUUACAACAUUUCAGAAGGUUGUACCUUGAAGCUGGUAUUGGCUAUGCGUGGCGGACCUAUAAAUACUAGAAGAGUUCCUAUGGAAGAUCCACUUAGGGAGAUGGCUGAGUACAUGGAUUCCAGUCGAGAUGAGGUCUGGGAGAAGACCUCCUACAACAAACAAGUUACAUUUUUGGUAUACCGAGAAGGAGAUCAAUUGAAUUUCUUUCGUGUAGUAGAUAGGGGAGAUGGCACUUUAACACCAUUAUCUGAAUCUUUAAGUGGUGGUUCUGUAUAUAAUUUGUAUACUGAUGAGGAUGAAGAAAUUGAGCCUUCUCCUUCUGGGCAACAGAUAAUUGAAAAUUCAAUAACUAUGAAUAAGAUGAAGCUGCUGAAGGCUAAGAUGGAGAACAUGAAUCUCAGCAAAAAGCCUAAGAAAGCUGUCAAGGUAAAACCUCGCCCACCAAUAGCUCCUCGACCUUCUAGUAGUUCCACGACAGCUGCUCGGCACAGAUUAUUAAGAGUUCUCCCCCACAUUGGGCAGUCUUGUUUACCUUCUCCUGGGAAUGCAUAUCUACCUGAAACAUCCAGCAAUGCAAUUUCAAGUUUGGCAACUCUGCCACCUGCUGAUAGACCCAUAUCAUCUAUCGCUAGUGAUUUUCUUAAGGAAGAUGAUAACUGGGAGAGUAACACACUGUCUCAUUCCAGUGGUAGCAUCAAACUACCACCUCAGAUAACCCAUGUGGAGUUCGAAAAUGACAAAGAGUUUGUUAAUUCUAUUCUCCAUUUUGGAUCAUCCCUGCCUAGGCAGACAAAACACUUUUCAGGAAAUUUGUCAUCUAAUAAUGAGGAUGACACUGUUUUAUUUCCAACUUCUGAAGAGUGUGUAACUGAAAAAUCACUUCUACCUGAAGUGGGUUUGUUUACUUCAUUUACAGAAGGAAAUACUAAUGAACAGAGCAGUGGCUUAGAAGGCACAUGGAAGGUAAAUCCAGAGGUCUCACUCACUAAUAGUGAUAAAGGAUUGGAAGCUACAGAACAGCAUCUGAAACAUGUUGCAAGAGUGUUGAAUGGUGAAUCAGUAGAGACUACAGUUCUCAACCACCGUGAAUUAAGUCCUCAAAAGAAUAGACUCUUGUCACCUCUUCACUGUUCUACACCAAUGUCGCUCCAUAAUUCUCUGGUGAAACCGCAGAGGCAGUCCACAUGUUUUGAGUCUGGGAAUCUCCAGUCUUCUGCUUCACAGAAUGUGCUCCGGUCAUUGGAUAUUCGAAAUAUAACUGAUUCUUCUUUUUCUAGGACUACUCGCUUUCGAGCUGUUAAAGUUGAUUCACCUGGGAAAAGAUCUGAUAUUAUUUCUAAAGUUGAGGCUCGGGACAUCACAGAAAUGGCUAACAAGGCUUCCAAAGAGCCUGUUGGUUAUGUAAAUAAUAUAGGUUUUCUUGCCUCGCUGGCCCGGAGCGCAAGCAGAGAUGGGUUACAGAGCACACGUGGGGCAGGCAGGCUUCGGACCUCUGGAAUUGGGCUGUCUACAAAUCUCCAGCAUUUUCAGGAAGAAAGCCCUAGGAAAAGUUCUCCUCAGUUAGACUCUACAGAAUUUUUUCUAUCUGCCCGUGGUAUUGGAAUGAAUGGAAAUAAUACAGCAACAGGGAAAAGAGUAGGAGAAUGUACUCAUCACCUCCCACCUGUGAAAGCCCCUAUUCAAACAAAGAAGAAAACAACAAAGCAUUGUUUUCUUUGUGGAAAGAAAACUGGAUUGGCUACUAGCUAUGAAUGUAGAUGUGGAAACAACUUCUGUGCUUCUCAUCGCUAUGCAGAAACUCACAGCUGCACCUAUGAUUACAAGAGUGCAGGGAGGAGAUACUUACAGGAGGCAAAUCCUGUGGUUAACACACCAAAACUUCCAAAAAUCUAACUCUUGCUCUGCAUCUAACUGUUCUGCAUGAAGAAUUGUAUUACAGUGACAGAAGAAAUAUUGUUUAGACUGCAUUAAUUUUAUUCAACUCCAAAAGAUUUGCCAAAUAACAAAAGCAUAGAAUGCGUAUAUACUGUUGGAGAAUGAGAAUGCUACUGUAUUUGACAUCUCUAUUCUUUGGUGAAUCAAAAGUUUUAAAAGUAGUUUAAAUGAUUUAGCUUUAUUAUUGCAUGUCUGAUGUUAAGUAUUUUAUAUAUUUGAUACUGCAAUUUUACUAGACAAGUCUUCAAAAGAUGCACUUUAGGAGGUUAACAUUGUAUAACCAGCUUCCACUUUGUACAGAAAUGAGCUGUCAUGUAAUGGCUAUAAUCUAAUGUACUACUUUUUUUUUUUUUUCCAGUGGGGGGUGGGGUAGAUGGGGAUUUUUAAAAGAAAAAUCCCAUGUGUGAAAGUUUAUUGAGUUUACUAGGAAAUUCCUUUUUAUUUCAAACUACUUUUUAUAAAAAAGAACAUUUGGUUUUCCAAUAUGGUUUUAAGACAGAUUUCUUUCAUAUUCACUUUGACAUUCAGAUAUGCAUCCAUUCUAUAAAACACAUCAUGUUAAUCAUAGCAUAUAUUUCUCAAAAUACUACUUUUUGAAUGGUAGUUUUAAAAAAAGAUGUCCCACUUGUUGCUAAUAAAUACAGAACCCAACUUUUCACUUUUUGAAAAAUGGCUACAUUUAAAACAAAAUCUCUCAGCUUGGUUUGUUUUUCUUAUAUGUUGAGUGCUAUUACCAGGAGAAAU
Molecule: messenger RNA, 3820 nt
Organism: Pteropus alecto (black flying fox)
Lineage: Eukaryota; Metazoa; Chordata; Mammalia; Chiroptera; Pteropodidae
Gene: ZFAND4
Product: zinc finger AN1-type containing 4
Exons: 10
Coding region: 809-3034 (741 amino acids)
Molecular function (GO): protein binding; zinc ion binding
Source: RefSeq, a predicted model, not a curated record